AUGGAGAGAUCCAAGAAAAUGAACACAGAACAUCUAAUUGAUAACUCCUCAAUUUUGCAUUCAUUGCUCUUCUUCCUCAUAUUUUUUAUAGCUGACAGGGAAGAAGGAAUUGGUGUCUGUGGCUGGAUCCUCGUUUCCCUUUCAUUCCUCCUGGUGCUUAUUACCUUUCCUAUUUCCAUCUGGUCAUGUAUUAAGGUUGUCAGAGAAUAUGAACGUGCUGUUGUAUUUCGUCUGGGACGUAUACUGUCUAAGAAAGCAAAGGGACCAGGACUGAUCCUUGUACUUCCAUGUACAGAUACAUUUAUCAAGGUUGAUCUUAGGACGGUUACCUGUAAGAUUCCUCCACAAGAGAUUCUCACGAGAGAUGCUGUUACUGCCCAGGUGGAUGGCGUGGUGCGCUACAGGAUCCACAGCGCUGUCAGUGCAGUUGCCAACGUCACUGAUGUCCACUCUGCCACCUUGCUGCUGGCACAGACAACCCUGAGAAACGUUCUGGGUACACAGAGCUUGGCUCAGCUGCUGGCAGGUCGUGAGGCGAUUGCACACAGUAUCCAGGCUACCCUCGACUGUGCCACGGAGCAGUGGGGAGUCAAAGUGGCCCGCGUGGACAUCAAAGACAUCCGGAUCCCCAUGGCCAUGCAGAGGGCAAUAGCAGCUGAAGCAGAGGCUGCUCGAGAGACAAAAGCUAAGGUUGUGGCAGCUGAAGGAGAAAGGAAUGCUUCCAAAGCUCUCCAGAAGGCCUCCAUGGUGCUGACUGAGUCUCCAGCAGGUCUGCCACUGCGUUACCUGCAAACGUUAACAGCUGUGGCAGCACAGAAUAAUUCCAUUGUCUUCCCUCUCCCUAUAAAUAUGUUUGGGAAUUUGGGAAAGAAAAGUACUGGGGGAUAGAGACUGUUCUAUGCUUGCUCCUAGGCCAGAGAUAUUUAAAGCU
Messenger RNA from Sturnus vulgaris (Common starling), 931 nucleotides. NCBI's taxonomy places the organism in Eukaryota, Metazoa, Chordata, Aves, Passeriformes, Sturnidae. The record is from RefSeq and is a predicted model, not a curated record.